This is a messenger RNA of Marasmius oreades (fairy-ring Marasmius), 354 nucleotides long. RefSeq lists its product as uncharacterized. The coding region runs from base 1 to 354 and encodes 117 amino acids. NCBI's taxonomy places the organism in Eukaryota, Fungi, Basidiomycota, Agaricomycetes, Agaricales, Marasmiaceae. The transcript has 3 exons. The record is from RefSeq and is a predicted model, not a curated record.
AUGAAUACCUGGACGUCCAUGACAUUUAGCAUUCUGGAGGCGACGGCAGGUGUCAAGGAGAAGCAGAGUAAUACUGUACGGAUUUGGUCAAAGCUGAAGCGAACACGUAAAACGCUUCUAAACACAAAGGGUCCAACAAAUGCCCUUCUCAAUCUUUCGCUCCAAACGUCCUCUUUCUCCAGGCUACGACUCGAGGCUGUUCUGCUGUUCGACGAACUUUUUCAGUGUACGAUACGUUUCUCAAGAACAAGCCUUCUCGAUCUCGGUAAUGCGACUCAGACGGCCAGUGCGAGCUCCAACAAAUUGCCAAGCUCUUGUCAUAUGGAAACGGGUCGCGACGCUGUUAUUCCUUAA